Struthio camelus australis is the source of this 790-nucleotide messenger RNA. Lineage: Eukaryota; Metazoa; Chordata; Aves; Struthioniformes; Struthionidae. The record is from RefSeq and is a predicted model, not a curated record.
AUGCCAUCCCCAGACAGCCGCUGUCCCCGACACCCGGGACAGCCCGUCCUCAGUUCGCAGAGCUGGAAUCGGCGUGUCCGCACUCACGGCACCCUGCAGACAGAUCCAUUUACCUCGUGUGUGCAGGGUGCCGACAGCUCCCUGGUUGCUGCGACACACGCAGCCUAUUCCCAGGAUCCAAGCAAGGGACUGUGUCUUUUCUUACAGGAAACAGUAACGGUGGCCGUGCUGGAUCACUUGGAGCACCUAGCGCUCGUUGAUUUCCGCAACGCAGAGGGCGUAGAGCGGCUGCAGAAAGCAAUCCAGUUUGCUGAUCAGCUUCAUGAGGUAAACACAGAGGGAAUACAACCAAUGGAUUCAGUACUAGAAGACAGGUGUCUGUAUCUCAGAGAAGAUGAUGUUACAGAAGGCAACUGCACAAAGGAGCUGCUGAAAAAUGCCAGAGAAAAAAUAGAGGAAUAUUUUGUAGCCCCACCAGGUAACAUCCCUUUACCAAAGUUAGAAGAAAGAGACACUUUUCUGCAGGGAUCUUAAUGAAAGCCAAGAACCAGAACGCCAUUUCAGUAGUUUAUUUGGGAAAACAAGGGUUUGUGCAGCCACAGCUGAAAUACUCUAGUGGAUAUUUUUAUCAAAAGAGCACUUGUACUACCACAUUUUUACACCUUCCUUCUGUAAAUUAUCUUGCUAUUGAAAUAUAUUCACUGUUCAUGAAGCUGAAAGGCAGCAUGAAAUCUAGACAAAUGUCCUUUGUGCUUUUAUUUAUUAAAGCGUGUCCAUGUGUCCAUGUUAA